Molecule: messenger RNA, 564 nt
Organism: Talaromyces atroroseus
Lineage: Eukaryota; Fungi; Ascomycota; Eurotiomycetes; Eurotiales; Trichocomaceae
Exons: 3
Coding region: 1-564 (187 amino acids)
Biological process (GO): tricarboxylic acid cycle; mitochondrial electron transport, succinate to ubiquinone
Cellular component (GO): membrane
Molecular function (GO): electron transfer activity; succinate dehydrogenase activity
Source: RefSeq, a predicted model, not a curated record
AUGAUUUCCCAGAAGGUUGCGCAGCAAUCGCUGCGGCGAUUGGCCGUGCAAUCCCCCUCGUCAUUGACCUUGUCCAUGGCCAAGUUCGCGUCCCCAGCUGCCAUUGCUACUGGACGCUAUAUGCAGUUGAGACCAACCUCUUCCACAACAAACACAACCGACCCAACCAAAAUCCUUGCUCAGCAACGUCUCAAGCGCCCGGUUUCUCCCCAUCUAGCCAUCUACCGUCCUCAGAUCACCUGGUACGCUAGUGGUCUGCAUCGCAUUACGGGUUCGACUCUCUCUGGUGCCCUCUACGUCUUCGCCACCGCCUACCUCAUUUCGCCCGUCGUUGGCUGGCAUCUUGAGUCUGCGUCGAUUGCAGCUGCUUUUGGCGCUCUGCCUUUGCUAGCUAAGGUCUUGCUUAAAUUCAGCAUUGCCAUGCCCUUCACCUUCCACAGUUUCAACGGCGUGCGACAUUUGAUCUGGGAUACCGGUCGUUUCUUCACCAACAAGCAGGUUAUUCAGACCGGUUGGACUGUGGUGGCACUUAGCACGCUAAGUGCUCUUUACCUUGCUUUGUAA